AGACCCUGAAGUUGUCCCGUAAAUUGACCUUCAUCCUAUGGAUGCGCUUGGUGAGGGGUACGAUAACAGCUCACAAAGUCAGACCACGACAACACACCACAACGGUAACCAUUCCACAAUCUUAUGGACUUUCCCAUCUCGAUCGCCGUAUUAUUUGCCCAUCUCUUUAUUUCUCGGUCCCAUGGGGAAAACCAUUGCGGGAGCCAGAGAACAACUUCUCUCGCAAAGACGCCACGUCGUCAUUGGGAAGACCCUGCAUGUCAAGAUGUGGAACACCCAUCUCCACCAAUUUGCCUUUUUUUCGGAUUUUAUCCAUACUGGAUCUUGCUACGCCAUCUUAGGUGCCGCCAGCUGGAUUGUUGGAGCCGGAAGAUAAUGGAAAUCUUGUUUCGAAGAUAUUUCAGAGCAGGAUAUAUAGGAGAGCACGAAAAGAAGGAAACUGUAGAAUGAGAAAUAGCUAAUCAAAAAUGACAAGUCUGAUAUACCAACCAUAUAACACCUACCUAUUCAAU
Mollisia scopiformis is the source of this 512-nucleotide messenger RNA. RefSeq lists its product as uncharacterized. NCBI's taxonomy places the organism in Eukaryota, Fungi, Ascomycota, Leotiomycetes, Helotiales, Mollisiaceae. The record is from RefSeq and is a predicted model, not a curated record. The coding region runs from base 38 to 376 and encodes 112 amino acids. The transcript has a single exon.